AUGAAAAUUAUUUAAAAGCAAUAGAACUAUAUACAUAAGCAAUUAAAUUAGAUGAUUAAUCUUUUGCAUAUUUUCAUAAUCGCUCUCUGGCUUAUUAUUUAUCAGAAAAAUUUGAAGAGUCUUUAUAAGAUGCGACAUAAUGUAAAAAUUUAAACCCUGAAUAUAUUUAAGCAUAUUUAAGAGAAUCAUCAGCUUUACUAUAAUUAGAUAGAUUAGAAGAGUCAUUUUAAGUAUUAGAAAAUGGAUUAAAAUUGGAUAAUCAAAAUGAAGAAUUAUUAUAAUUAAAAUAAAAAAUAUAAUAAGAAAUAAAUUAAGUAUAUUUUAAAAAAGUUAAAAAAUUAUUAAAUUAAAAAUUAAAAAAAAAGUUAAAUAUAUUACCUCCUAAUCAUCCUGAAAUUGUAGUUCAUUAAAAACUUUUAGAUUGGCUAAAUGAUGGAAAAGCUGAAUUCAGUAACUUAAGAAUAUAAACCUAUUGUAAAAAUUAUAGAGGAGUACAUACACGAAGAAAAAUUUAUAAAUCCUGACUCACUUUGGUCUAUUUAUAUAAAUAUUCUUCCAAGUGAUUAUAAUCAAUAUCCUAUAUUUUUCCCAGAAGAAGAUCUCGAAUGGCUUUCCGGUUCUCCAUUUUUGAAUUAAGUACUUGAAAAAAAAGCUGAUAUAAAAAGAGAUUAUGAUGAUAUAUGCUCAAUAGCUCCAGAGUUUGCAAUAAACACAUUCCAAGACUUUUGUUGGGCAAGAAUUACUGCUUCUUCAAGAGUUUUCGGUCUUUAAAUAGAUGGAUAAAAAACUGAUGCUUUUGUGCCUUUGGCAGAUAUGUUGAAUCACAGAAGACCGAAAUAAACCUCUUGGUAAUACGAUGAUAAUAGACAAGGUUUUAUAAUUGAAGCUUUAGAAGAUAUUCCUCGAGGGGAUUAAGUAUAUGACUCUUAUGGGUAAAAAUGCAACUCGAGAUUUUCCUUAAUUAUGGAUUUAUUAAUAUGA
Ichthyophthirius multifiliis is the source of this 981-nucleotide messenger RNA. Its product is annotated as SET domain protein. Gene Ontology annotation, molecular function: protein-lysine N-methyltransferase activity; protein binding. The record is from RefSeq and is a predicted model, not a curated record. The transcript has 3 exons. Gene Ontology annotation, biological process: peptidyl-lysine monomethylation. NCBI's taxonomy places the organism in Eukaryota, Ciliophora, Oligohymenophorea, Hymenostomatida.